This is a messenger RNA of Clonostachys rhizophaga, 1590 nucleotides long. NCBI's taxonomy places the organism in Eukaryota, Fungi, Ascomycota, Sordariomycetes, Hypocreales, Bionectriaceae. The record is from the annotation of a GenBank genome assembly.
AUGCGUUCAUUUCUCCUCCAAGCUGUCGCUGUAUCUGUGCUCCUCCCUCUAGAGGUUGACUCGGCCGCCCUCCCCCGGCGAGACAACAGCACAGGUACUUGCCGGAAGGCCAAAGUCGCGAUCCUCGGGGCUGGUGUUGCUGGUAUCACGGCUGCCCAGGCACUGACCAACGCCUCUGUCAGCGACUUUGUCAUCGUUGACCGGAACGAUUACAUUGGAGGCCGUGUCACACACACCCAGUUCGGCAAGAAAGCUGAUGGAACACCCUACACCGUGGAGAUAGGUGCCAACUGGUUCCAAGGGUUGGGCGUUAUCAAUGGUCCCGAGAACCCUAUCUGGACUCUGGGAAAGAAGUACGGUAUUAACAAUACCUACUCCAACUACAGCUCCAUCCUCAGCUACGAUGAGAAGGGUCCUUCUGACUACCUCGAGCUGAUGGAUAAGUGGGAGGAGGCUUAUGCUGUAUGCCAGGCAGAAUCGGGCAAUAUUCUUACAGAGAACCUCCAGGACGUUAGCGCUCGGACUGGGCUCUCCUUGGCUGGUUGGACGCCACAGAAGGAUAUGCAUGCUCAGGCUAUCGAGUGGUGGGGGUGGGACUUCGAUACCGCCCAGCCUCCCGAAGCAAGCAGCCUCCUGUUCGGUGUGGCAGGCGAAAACGCCACUUUCAAUCAUUUCAGUGACGAGAACAACUUCGUCUGGGAUCAGCGCGGUCUUAACGCUAUGAUCGGUGGGGAAGCAAAGGAAUUUCUCAAGGACGGGGAUGAUCGCCUCAUGCUCAGCAAAAAGGUGACCACGAUCAGCUAUUCUGAAGAUUCCGUCCUGGUCCAACUGGACGACGGCAGCUGCAUAGAAGCCGAGCACGCCAUUUGCACAUUCUCCCUCGGCGUCCUCCAGAACGAGGUUAUUACAUUCGAGCCGGAGCUUCCUCAGUGGAAGAUGGAGGCCAUCCAGUCUUUCAGCAUGAGCACCUACACCAAGAUCUUCAUGCAAUUCAACGAGACUUUCUGGGAUGAGAACACGCAGUUCUUCCUCUAUGCGGACCCCCACGAGCGAGGCAGGUAUCCGUUGUUCCAGUCUCUGACCGGGCCAGGAUUCCAUGAAGGCUCCAAUAUCAUAUUUGUGACGGUCACUGCCGAUCAAGCGUAUGUUGUGGAGAACCAAACAGACGAGGAGACCAAGGCAGAGGUCAUGGAGGUCUUGCGUUCGAUGUUCCCAGGCGUGCAGAUUCCCGAGCCUACAGCAUUUUUCUACCCUAGGUGGAACACUGAAGAGUGGGCAUACGGGUCCUACAGCAACUGGCCAGUUGGUGUCACACUGGAGAGACACCAGAAUCUACGGGCCAACGUAGACCGUGUAUGGUUUGCUGGCGAGGCCACAGCCCCCCUGUUCUUUGGGUAUCUACAGGGAGCAUGGUAUGAAGGCCAGGAAGCUGGGCAGCGCGUGGCAAGCCUACUUGGUGGGGAUAUCUACGGUGAGAAUUCUGGGCCGAUGAAGAAUUAUGAAGUUCUCCAUGGGACUACGUUUGAGGACGAGUAUGAAGAUGAGAAUGGGUGGGAUCUAGACACCUUUGAGAACAAUAAUGUGGAAUAA